UUUAAAAGUUUACCGUAAUACAGGAAUACUUUAAUUGUAAACAUAUUUUAUAAAAGUUUUUUGUGAUUAUAAAUUUCAAAAAUAAGUGAACUUCCUGACGGCAUGCACAUUCAAAUUUGUCGGCAUGGACUCCGACGAAGAAAUCAGAACACUAAAAGAGAAAUUAGACAGUAUGAUAGAACAAAAAAGACGAAGAAACCAAGAAAAGUUGCUACACACCCCGCAACCCGAGGAGAAUACUACUUCUGCAUUAAAGUGGACAGAUUUAACAGGAAUAGAAGACACUCCAAAGAAGCAAGCUGCUCUAUCUGAAGACAGUCAUCAAAUUAAGGGAAAUACCCAAGAAAAUAUAGUUCCAGGGAACCGGGUUGGACAAGCAACAGAUGGCGAAAGAAAUAAAACUUCGUCAGAUAAGAUUUUUGAAAAACGAGCAGGAACCACCGACAAGGGAAAAAAAUACGAAGAUUUGGUUACCGCUAAAGUCGCACUACAAUUGAUAAGCGACAGUAAAAUAAGAGAUUUCUACAUUUCUUCGAACGAUAAAAAUUUUGGUGAUUUUGAUGACGUGGUUAUUGAAAUUGAGACAGAUAGCAUAAUAAAAACAAAAGCACUGCAAUUAAAACACAGUAAUGAAAAAAAACAAUUAUAUAUAAAGCAACUGGCAGGCAAAAAAGGAGACUUCAGUUUAAUCAAAUAUUUCAAAUCUGCUCAAGAAGUCCAAGGCGAAGUGCAAGAAUUGAUUUUAUUCACCACAAAUACAUUUGAAACUUCAGAAGAAACAAAAUUUAAACUAGAAGGAGAAGAGUUUUACCUGAAGCCGAUUGAAAAUACAGUUUCAGGAGACGAUUUCGACGUUUUAAGAAUUUCUGAAAAUAUAAAUUAUUAUCAUACAUUUCACAUAGUAGAGGACGAAUGGACUAAACAAAAUGUUGAAAAAAUUCAGCAGUACCAAACAUUCUUCGAGUGCUUUCGUCUUUACACAAGCCAAGAACGUUUUGAAGCUCUUACAAAAUCAACAAUGAAUAAAUUUACUGACAUGUUUUGCUCUUACGAAGAAAUUUUCAAGAGGUACGUCGAGGUCAUAUCAGAAUGGAGUAUGCGAGAUGCAAAAAAAGAAAAGCUAAGCAAAAGAGUGAUCCAACGUGUCAUCGCACUUCGUUUGCUUUCUUCUCAGAUCGAACCGUUUGUUUUUGGUUCAGUCACAGACGAAAUGAAAAUACUUCGAGAGGCUGUUGGUCUGUUCGACAUUACGUUGUUGGAAAAAAAAGGCAGCAACGCAGUUAAAAAUUUGUGGGGAGAUUUGAACCAAAACAUUGACCUCAAAGAACUAAACAAAGUUCGAUUACUUUAUUCUCUUUCUUCUAAUUACAUAAGUAGUGUCGAAAAUCCGGAUGCAAAUUUGUUGACCCAAUUGCUAUGGCUGAUGGAGAAAUGUCCGCUCAUUGUGAAAGAACACGUCAACAUGGAAAAAGCUAUUAACCUCUGUCAAGAUGCAAAAUUUAUUAUACUUGGUGAGAGAAAAUAUGAAAAAUGGAUGAAAAAACACUCUGUGUUUCAAAACUUGUUCAACUUGAAACCAGAAGUCGAAUUGUAUGAAAAAGUAUUGCGAAAAUUCACCAUUUCUAUACAAGGCAAAGAACCACGUAAUUUGGUGACUGCUUUUGACAAAAAUGAAGAAAUUUUUAAACAUGUUACUGUGGAAAAACUUUUAGAGAUGGCAAAUGGUCCAUGCCAUAUAGAUGGACAAAAGGAAGUUUUUCCCAAUCUUUAUAUCGACAGAUAUUUGUCAGUCAAUAUUAUAGACAUCAAAUAUUUAGAACAUGUUAAUCGAAACACUGUUAUCAUUUUAAAUUGCGAAGGUAAUUCUCAGCAAUUGAAAAUAUCUAAAAACCAUACUCUAACAGACAUCGAGGGUUUUUUAAGUAAUACAGACCCCAAAAUUUUUGAUAAACCAAUUUUUAUAAGGAGUGAAAAAACUUGCAGUGAUUCUGAUUUUCAAAUAAUAUGUUCUAAAACACCAGAAUCCACAACUGUGCACUAUUUUAAAUUUCUCAACGAUCAAAAUUUACAAUGGAUUCGAAGCAAAGGAUCUGUUAAUGAAUUGCGAAAUUAUAAAUUACCUAGUCGUUCCAAAAACGAAAACGAAAUUUGGUCUUCCGAAUUCAGCAACAACAUACAUCUAAUAACAGGUGACCCAGGAAUGGGCAAAACCGAGUUAACGAAGAGUCUAAAAAACAACUGUUGUGCGAGAUAUUGGACCGUGAUUCUGAGUGCUCAAGAUGUUAUGUCUUUCUUUAAAAAUUCACCAAAGUCUGAAAAAUUAGCAGACUUACAAUUCGAAACAUUUAUUUUAAACGAAAAAUAUCGAGGCCUCGCUGGGUUGGAUCGAGAAUUCUUUACAAUGUGUUUAAAGCAACGAAAUGUGGUUUAUGUAUGGGACGCUCUUGAUGAAAUAUUUACUCAGUAUUUAAAUGGUACUUUAGAUUUCAUUCUUAUGUUAUCAGAAAAAGGUUUCAUUCAGUGGGUUACUGCAAGGCAACAUUUGAGAUCUUCUCUUGAAGAAAAAUUUGAUACUCUGUCAGUGAGUAUCAAUCAGCUCAGCGAAGUCGAGCAAGACGACUACAUUAAGAAACGUCUUAACAGUUUUAUUGCGUCUGCAAAUAUGAAACUCACCAUCGACAAAAUUAAAUCAACGUUUGCAUUUACAAAACAUAUAGAUAUAUUGGGAAUCCCUCUUCAAAUCUUUAUGCUUACAGACGUAUUACUUAAAAAUAAGAAAACAUAUUUAGAGUUAUUGAAAAAUAAAUUUCUCCUGAGUGACAUGUAUCAUUACUUUAUUGAAGGAAAAUUUAAGUUUUUCUACGAAGGCAAAGUUCCUGUAAACAAUGAUUUUUGGCAAGAAAAAGUGAGGAAGGAAAAGGAAGAAAAAUUGAAACAGUAUGAAAAGUUGGCGCUCAAAGUAAUAUAUCCUAAAAAUGUUUUGAAACAAUUAAAUAUAGAUUAUUCGCAAAAGAUAGAUACUCUUUCUGAAGAUUUCGCAACUGUUGGUAUCUUGACUGGAGUACAAAACGGCAUACCACAAUAUGCACAUGCUUCCUUUGCCGAAUAUUUUGUUGCCUUAUAUUUUUCUAGAAAUUUUAAAAUGAUCCACACUGACAUAUUUUUUGAUGCAAAGUAUAAUAACGUACGUUUCUUCUUCGACAUGUUAACUGGCAAAAAUUCACCGGUCCACAUCGCGAUUUUAUAUAGAAAUUUCGAUGAAGUGGAGAACUUUGACGACAAAAUAAUAAAACGUAAAGAUGAGUGUGGAAGAAGUGCCUUACAUCUCAUUUGCUCUUGGGGACGAAGACAUGGGCGUUUAAAAGUACAACUAGAAGACGAGAGUUAUGUUAUCAAGACAAAUAGGCAGAUUAUGCGUAGUUCGUUAGAAACGAAACAAUAUUUUAAAGCGUUAUGGUUUUUGUUAGACAAAUGUGAAAUAUUAGAAGAAGAUUUUUUACAUCAACUGACACCCUUAGCAUGGGCACAAGAAAGUGAAAGUUUGGGAGCGGAACUGGAAUUAUUACAAACACGUAAAUUACAAUUGGAAGAUUCGUAUAAUCGAAUAGACAGAAUUAAUAUUUUAUUUUUUGCCGCUUUGCACGGAUACGCAGAAGCGUUUAAAAUAUUAUUUUCAUCUUCGAGUAUUUCUAAUAAUGAAGUAAAUUUUAGUGUUGAAUUCGAUGGUAGUACGCCUCUUAUAAUAGCUUCUCAAGAGGGGCACGAAAGAAUUGUAGAGUACUUGGUCAAAUACGGAGCCGAAAUCAAUCGCGCUGAUUUUUAUGGUCAGACACCGCUUUACGCAGCUUCCUCUCGAGGUCACGAAAAAAUUGUCGAAUGCUUGGCCAAAUGCGGAGCAAAAAUUAAUCCCUCUAAUUAUUAUGAGACCACAUUGCUUUACGCAGCUUCCUCUCAAGGUCACGAAAAAGUUGUCGAAUGCCUGGUGAAAUGCGGAGCCGAAAUCAAUCGCGCUGAUGAAGAUGGUCGGACACCGCUUUACGCAGCUUCCUUUCAAGGUCAGGAAAAAACUGUCGCAUGCCUGGUGAAAUGUGGAGCCGAAAUCAAUCGCGCUAUUAGGAAUGGUGAGACACCGCUUUACGCAGCUUCCUCUCGAGGUCACGAAAAAAUUGUCGAAUGCCUGGUGAAAUGCGGAGCCGAAAUCAAUCGCGCUGAUGAAGAUGGUCAGACACCGCUUUACGCAGCUUCCUCUCGAGGUCACGAAAAAAUUGUCGAAUACCUGGUGAAAUGCGGAGCCGAAAUCAAUCGCGUUGAUGAAGAUGGUCGGACACCGCUUUACGCAGCUUCCUUUCAAGAUCAGGAAAAAACUGUCGAAUGCCUGGUGAAAUGCGGAGCCGAAAUCAAUAGCCCUGAUAAAUAUGGUGGGACACCGCUUUACGCAGCUUCCUCUCGAGGUCACGAAAAAAUUGUCGAAUGCCUGGUGAAAUGCGGAGCCGAAAUCAAUCGCGCUGAUGAAGAUGGUCGGACAGCGCUUUACGCAGCUUCCUUUCAAGGUCAGGAAAAAACUGUCGAAUGCCUGGUGAAAUGCGGAGCCGAAAUCAAUAGCCCUGAUAAAUAUGGUGGGACACCGCUUUACGCAGCUUCCUCUCGAGGUCACGAAAAAAUUGCCGAAUGCCUGGUGAAAUGCGGAGCCGAAAUCAAUCGCGCUGAUGAAGAUGGUCAGACACCGCUUUACGCAGCUUCCUCUCGAGGUCACGAAAAAAUUGUCGAAUACCUGGUGAAAUGCGGAGCCGAAAUCAAUAGCCCUGAUAAAUAUGGUUGGACACCGCUUCACGCAGCUUCCUCUCGAGGUCACGAAAAAAUUGUCGAAUGCCUGGUGAAAUGCGGAGCCGAAAUCAAUCGCGCCGAUAAAUAUGGUCAGACACCGCUUUACGCAGCUUCCUCUCGAGGUCACGAAAAAAUUGUCGAAUGCUUGGUGAAAUGCGGAGCCGAAAUCAAUCGCGCUAAUGAAGAUGGUCGGACACCGCUUUACGCAGCUUCCUUUCAAGGUCAGGAAAAAACUGUCGAAUGCCUGGUGAAAUGCGGAGCCGAAAUCAAUAGCCCUGAUAAAUAUGGUGGGACACCGCUUUACGCAGCUUCUUCUCAAGGUCACGAAAAAAUUGUCGAAUGCCUGGUGAAAUGCGGAGCAAAAAUUAAUCCAGCUAAUAAAUAUGAGAACACACUGUUGUACGCAGCUUCAUCUCGAGGUCACGAAAAAAUUGUCGAAUGCCUGGUGAAAUGCGGAGCCCAAAUCAAUCGCGCUUAUGAAAAUGGUCGGACAUCGCUUUACGCAGCUUCCUCUCGAGGUCACGAAAAAAUUGUCGAAUGCCUGAUGAAAUGCGGAGCCGAAAUCAAUAGCCCUGAUAAAUAUGGUGGGACACCGCUUCACGCAGCUUCCUCUCGGGGUCACGAAAAAAUUGUCGAAUGCCUGAUGAAAUGCGGAGCCGAAAUCAAUAGCCCUGAUAAAUAUGGUGGGACACCGCUUCACGCAGCUUCCUCUCGGGGUCACGAAAAAAUUGUCGAAUGCCUGGUGAAAUGCGGAGCCGAAAUCAAUCGCGCUGAUGACUUUGGUGAUACACCGCUUUACGCAGCUUCCUCUCGAGGUCACGAAAAAAUUGUCGCAUGCCUGGUGAAAUGUGGAGCCGAAAUCAAUCGCGCUAUUAGAAAUGGUCAGACACCGCUUUACGCAGCUUCCUCUCAAGGUCACGAAAAAAUUGUCGAAUGCCUGAUGAAAUGCGGAGCAAAAAUUAAUCCAGCUAAUAAAUAUGAGACAACAUUGCUGUACGCAGCUACCUCUCAAGGUCACGAAAAAAUUGUCGAAUGCCUGGUGAAAUGCGGAGCCGAAAUCAAUCGCGCUGAUAAAUAUGGUCAGACACCGCUUUACGCAGCUUCCUCUCGAGGUCACGAAAAAAUUGUCGCAUGCCUGGUGAAAUGUGGAGCCGAAAUCAAUCGCGCUAUUAGGAAUGGUGAGACACCGCUUUACGCAGCUUCCUCUCAAGGUCACGAAAAAAUUGUCGAAUUCCUGGUGAAAUGCGGAGCCGAAAUCAAUCGCGCUAUUAGAAAUGGUGAGACACCGCUUUACGCAGCUUCCUCUCGAGGUCACGAAAAAAUUGUCGAAUGCCUAGUGAAAUGCGGAGCAAAAAUUAAUCCAGCUAAUAAAUAUGAGAACACAUUGCUGUACGCAGCUGCCUCUCAAGGUCACGAAAAAAUUGUCGAAUGCCUGGUGAAAUGCGGAGCCGAAAUCAAUUGCGCUGAUAAAUAUGGUCAGACACCGCUUUACGCAGCUUCCUCUCGAGGUCACGAAAAAAUUGUCGAAUACCUGGUGAAAUGCGGAGCCGAAAUCAAUAGCCCUGAUAAAUAUGGUUGGACACCGCUUCACGCAGCUGCCUCUCAAGGUCACGAAAAAAUUGUCGAAUGCCUGGUGAAAUGCGGAGCCGAAAUCAAUAGCCCUGAUAAAUAUGGUCGGACACCACUUUCCGCAGCUUCCUCUCAAGGUCACAGAAAAAUUGUGGAAUUCUUAGUAAAAUGUGGAGCAAAACCUUCGAUUUAAUAAAAUGAAUAAUGAUGGUUGAACUCGAAUAGUCACCAAAAAUCUGUCGAAUGAUUAGUUCAACGAUGAUCCGAAACUCCUGUACGCCGGGCCAGACUUUCAAUAUUUUAUUACCAUCCGCCGCCUCACUUUUUAUUGUUAUUUUGUUGAUCAUAUCAGGGACGGUAAUUUUUCUCUAUCUAUUAAAAAGAAUGUUACCUUAACCUUUGAGAGAUAUUAUUACAUACUUUAAUUAUAUGAUUUAUAUUUAAAAAAAAUAGAAUUGAAAAAAACUGAAAUUGUUCGAGCGUAUUUCAGGAGCGAGAAAUGUCCUGUCUGAUACCUUGGACCAAUUAUACCUAGUUUGAUUAAAAUUAAAAUUUGAGUCUACAUUAUUUUUGGUAAUACAGUGUUUUUCUUUAUUUGUAGAA
This is a messenger RNA of Zophobas morio, 6996 nucleotides long. RefSeq lists its product as uncharacterized. The transcript is spliced from 4 exons. The coding region runs from base 125 to 6586 and encodes 2153 amino acids. Gene Ontology annotation, molecular function: protein binding. The record is from RefSeq and is a predicted model, not a curated record. NCBI's taxonomy places the organism in Eukaryota, Metazoa, Arthropoda, Insecta, Coleoptera, Tenebrionidae.